This is a messenger RNA of Hemisphaericaspora subhashii, 1056 nucleotides long. RefSeq names its product CAP domain-containing protein. The transcript has 2 exons. The record is from RefSeq and is a predicted model, not a curated record. Gene Ontology annotation, cellular component: extracellular region. NCBI's taxonomy places the organism in Eukaryota, Fungi, Ascomycota, Pichiomycetes, Serinales, Debaryomycetaceae. Bases 1 to 1056 code for a protein of 351 amino acids.
AUGGCUCCAAAAGAAACUAUAAUCGCUGCUGCAAGCUUAGCAUUCGGGGAAGCUGUCCCUGUUGUAAUAACCAAAACUUAUACCCAAAAUACCAUUGUUACUGUUGCAGCUUCCUACACUCAGAUUCAAAACAUUCCUGCUCCUUCGCCAACUACAGUGGAAAUCUCCAUAACUGCUGCUCCUGAUCCAACUGCUCAGUCUCAGAAUGGAGGUAAUUAUUGGAAUACUGAUAGCCUCAGAGACUACUAUAGGUCCCUUUUCGAAUCUUUGAGAAAGAAAUACCCUGAAUACUUCAAGGAUUUCACGUCAAAUGGUGACGAUAAAUCCAAAACUGUGGAUACUGAAGCAGCCGAUUGGAUUGUCUCUCAAGAAGAAGUAAAGACUCUCUCUGAAGCUACUGUUGUUCAGUCACCAAACCCUUCCCCUGUAUCAACUUCCGUUGCAACCGUUGUUAAAUCUACCACACCAAAAGCCAGUCCUUCUAGCACCUCAGUAGUACCAAAGCCUACUGGGGCCACAAGCAAGGCAGUUGUCCCAACUACUCAAAGCGUUCCACAGAAGCCAACUACUACUUCAAUACAGCCAGCUGCUACUAGUACUCCAGCUGCAUCCGAUGAUAGUGAAUUUGGAAAUGUCCGUGAUCUCGAUUUCGCAAAGAGAAUCUUAAAUAUCACCAAUGAAAAACGUGCAAUACAUGGCGUUCCACCAUUAAAAUGGGGUGCUGAUCCGUACAAUUUCGCUCAAUCAUACGCCGACCAAUACGUCUGUGGAUCUGGAUUGAAACAUUCAAACAGUAAAUUUGGUGAAAAUUUAGCUGUUGGCUAUCCAACGCCAGAAGCUGCUGUUGAAGCUUGGUAUGCCGAAAAUAAAGAUUAUAACUAUGCUGCUGGUACACCUUAUAGCCACUUUACUCAACUUGUUUGGAAGUCUACUACUCAUCUUGGAUGUGCUUAUAAACGUUGUGGUGAUAGUAGUUUAUAUAUUACUUGUAACUAUUCCCCAGCUGGUAAUGUUAUGGGUUCCUUCCAACAAAAUGUUUUCCCACCAGUUAAUUAG